Messenger RNA from Knipowitschia caucasica, 1692 nucleotides. The record is from the annotation of a GenBank genome assembly. Lineage: Eukaryota; Metazoa; Chordata; Actinopteri; Gobiiformes; Gobiidae.
AUGCGCCAAAUAGGUCCCGUGGAGCUGGUGCCAGACAGAGCCCGGACAGAUGAGUCUCUGCGUGUGUGCGCGCACUCGGGGCCCAGCUGCUGCUCCAGUCGGAUGGAGGAGUACUACAUGUCGGCGGUCCGUAGUGAGACGCAGCAGAAGAUGAGGUCUUACAGCUUCGAGCUCAAGUAUCUGAUCUCAGGACAUGCCAAGGCCUACAGGGAGACUUUUGAGUCACUGGUGUCCUUCACGUCCAACCUGACCAGCACACUGUUCGACAGCGCGUACUCUGCUCUGGCCUCAGACUGUCGCCCCCUUGUGUUCCAGCUCUUCAACGACAUUAAACACUACCUUUCUGGAAACACAAAUAUGACUUUGGACAAAACAGUUAAUCGAUUUUAUGAUAACAUUUUCCCCUUGGUCUAUCGUCGUCUUAUCAAUCCUGGCUUUGGUCCCAAGCCUGCACACUUUGGUUCAUCCAUCCACAGCAGUCAUGAUGAUUGUUUGAGAAUGACUCGACAAGAUGUGAGUCCAUUUGGACCUCACCCACGCCUACUGGUCAGCGGCCUAUCCCGUGCACUUGGGGUGGGUAGAGCACUGAACCGGCUUUUAAAAUUGGCCGGGGAGGUGGUCAAUGCUACGGAAAAGCUGGCACUUAGCAGAGAGUGUGGGCGGAGCCUGGUCAAGAUGCAGUACUGUUCACACUGCAAAGGCCUGACGCUGAUUCGACCCUGCACUGGUCUCUGUGUCAACGUAAUGAGAGGCUGCUUGGUCGGUGUGUCUGAACUCGGUGGGCCCUGGAGAAGUCUGGUGGUAUUACUACAGCAACUUUCAUCUACACUGGCAACCAGCAGCAACCAGAACAGCCUGGAGCUGGCCCUGUUAGCGACUCGAAACCAUGUGAAUGAUGCCAUUCUGCACGCACAGCUGCACGGGCCACAAAUCACAGCUACAGUAGAAAAAGUGUGUGGUCCUCAUGCAGCUGUCCCUGUAAUGACAAGAACAAGUCACUCAGCUCUCCGCACAGCGACCUCCAUGGCCCCAGUGAAAUUUGAAACGUCCUCACAUCUCUCUCCUUUGGACAGCCGACAUUAUCGUCCACCACCACAGAGCCGCAGAUCACUUCCCAUCAAAGGUUCCAAAAGGGAAAAAAAUCGCAGCCUGAAGAAACUCUCCAGGGAGUUCGAGGGCUCCAUUCAGCGCUACCAGUGGUUCUUUUCAGAGCUUCCCGAGACGCUGUGUGAAAGUGAGAUGGCCGUAGAGCAGCACACUUGUUGGAGCGGCCAAGAUGUCGUUGAGAGCUACACAGGUCCAGUGGUUGGCAGCAGUGUGAAAGCCCAAAGGGAAAACCCAGAGAUGACUGUGCGCUAUUCCGACCCUGUCCUGAAGGGGGCCAAGCACAGACUGGAGCGGGUAACACAGGAGUUGGUGGCAGAACUUGGUUGGAGCUUGAAGCCCAGCGUGAGAGAAUCAGACUCUGCUGAAGGAAGCUCACCCUCUGGCAAAGGCGAGGAAGACGAGAGAGGCAGCGGAGAGGACUGCGAUGAUGAAGAUGGCUGUGAAGGAUCUGGAGCACAGGACACUGACGUACCAGCUCUCAAUAUUCCACCCUCCACUCCCAUUAAAGUAUUGAAACUUGUCAUAUGCAGAAUGUACAGCACGUACAAUAACAUCAGCAAGCUCAACAACAACCAAAAAACAUGA